AACGCUAGAGCUCUGGCUGUCUUUUUCCAUUAGAGAAAGCCGAGACCGCUAUGUGUGGACAGGGCGAAGGACAACGAGCGCCUUAACCGAGUCUGCGGGAUUGAGUAGCUAGUUAAGUGUGUUUCGAAGAUGAAAUACAGAUAACUACGGUUUAAACUGGGCCGUGGCUGCGGCUGGGAAGAGUUUCUACACGGAGAAAAAUGGAAAAGCAGCCGAAGCCGCCGCCGCUGCUGCUGUUGUCCUCGCAGCUCAGCUUCCAAAACAGGGUCUGUGAGGUGACAUUAAACAGCGCUUUCCUCUCCUGGAAAGAGGUGGAGACGAGACCAAAACGGACCUCGGGCAACAUUUAUGGUCCUCUGAAGGCUGCAGGCAGCCACUACGUGCCAGUGUGUGAGAUCAUAUCCGUCCAGGAGACGGAGGAAGAUUGCCCAAGCACAGACACAGGAAAGUGGCAGAAAGUUCCACAAAGUGUAGCUGAAUCUAACCAGCACGCUUUCACAGUGUCCUAUGUGGAGAGGACUCAGAAACACCGCUGGCGGUGCAGUGAAGUCACCCUCCAUUGCACUGAUAGGACACUGUGUCUGCAAUGGGUCCAAGCCAUCAGGGAGCAGCUCUCACUAUUGACUAUCCGACCGAAGCACUUGCUGGUCUACAUAAAUCCCUAUGGAGGGAAACACCACGGGAAAAGGAUUUAUGAGCAGAAAGUAGCCCCAAUUUUUUCCCGUGCCUCUAUUUCCACUGACGUGAUUGUUACAGAGCGGGCGAAUCAUGCCAGGGACCACUUGAAAACGGAGGCUGAUUUAAAGAAAUACGACGGGGUGGUUUGUGUUGGAGGAGACGGCAUGUUCAGCGAAAUCAUACACGGCCUCAUCUCCCGUACGCAGUGCGACUCCGGCGUGGACCAGGACUGUUCAGACGAGCCUCUGAUUCCUUGCAGCCUUCGUAUCGGCAUCAUUCCUGCAGGUUCGACUGACUGCAUAUGCUACGCGACGGUCGGCUCUAACGACCCCGUGACCUCGGCUCUGCACAUCGUCGUGGGAGAUUCCCAGCCAAUGGACGUCUGCUCCAUCCACCAUAACAAAACCUUUCUCCGCUACUCCGUCUCGCUGCUUGGUUACGGUUUCUAUGGCGACGUACUGACCGACAGCGAGAGGAAGCGUUGGAUGGGCCCGGCUCGCUACGACAUCUCAGGUGUUAAAACGUUUCUGUCACAUCGCUACUAUGAAGGGACGAUCUCUUUCCUUCCUGCCGAUGAGAAUGUAGGAACUCCGCGUGACAAGCUGCAGUGCCGAUCUGGGUGUGAUAUCUGCAGGCUGCCUUCAGCAGACAAGCAGGUUUCCAAAGAUGAGGAAAGUGUCUCGGAUACCGAGACAAAAGGAGUGUGGAAGGUCAUCAGGGGAAAGUUUUUGGCCAUCAAUGCUGCAUGUAUGAGCUGUGCUUGUCCUCGCAGCCCCAAAGGCCUGUCUCCCUCUGCACACCUGGCCGAUGGCACAGCUGACCUCAUCCUGGUGCGCAAGUGCUCACGAUUUGACUUCCUGCGCCACCUGCUGCGACACACCAACAAAGACGACCAGUUUGACCACCCGUUUGUGGAGGUGUACCGAGUGCGACAGUUCCGCUUCACGCCCAGGUACGAGGACACCGACUCUGAGCUGGACCUUAGGGAGACCGAGGGCUCUGGUCGUAAACGCUUCUUCAGCCAGAUAUGCAGAGAGCAUCCGGCAUGCAGCUGCAGCCUGGCGCACAGUAGCUGGAAUUGUGACGGAGAAAUCCUGCCUCAUGCUGCCAUUCAAGUCAGAGUGCACUGCCAGUUGAUCAAGCUGUUUGCAAGAGGAAUUGAAGAGCAGUCCGUCUUUGAGGAACCGUAUGCUUUCAGUGCAAUAUAGAGCUGCCUGUCACUGGAAAGGGAAAAAAAUCGAACUUGCCGAACCAUGAAGAAUCCCAAACUUUUAGGUCACAUUUGGGUUAACGAGAUGCUGUUACAAGUUCCAGUGCAUGUUAAUUUAUAGUGUUUGCAGGAAGUGACAUCAUUAGUUUGCUAGUGUGCACCACGGUUGAGUAGAUAGCAUCUAGCUGUCUAUUUAUAGAUCACUGAAAUUGCAACAGCAAAAGCUCAGAUGGGUUAAACCUGCAUCCCCACAGUAUUGCUAUGUUUUAACAGAUUCCUUCUUUUAGAGUGACUAUGUUGCUAAUUAUUUCUUUUACCCCACCCAACAUGUUCUAAGGUUAACUGUUCAGCAUGACUUCUGUCUUUCUUCCUCUAUUGUCAAGCUGGUCUUGAUGUUUUGGACAGCAGUAUCCCCAAGUUUAAACCUAACGCUCAAGUAUUUUCUUUAAAGGGAGUGAAGUACCCAACAUUAUCCUGCAGUAGUUUCUGUCAUUAAAUGUAAUGUAUUUAGUUACUUCAAUUAUUUCCCGGAAAUUGUAUUACAGCUAUUGUUGUAAUAUUUAGCUGUUAUGUCCAGCAGCUGAAAUGUGUGUGUGUGUGUGUGUGUGUGUGUGUGUGUGUGUGUGUGUGUGUGUGUGUGUGUGUGUGUGUAUGUGUAUAUACACAUACAUAUGUGUAUGUAUGUAUGUAUGUAUGUAUGUAUGUAUAAUGUGAUAUAUUAAGUGUUUUGUAGCAGUCUAGCACUGAGUGUACCCCGUAUCAGUCUGUAGCAAUCAAUCUGUUAGUGAUAUAAUACUCUGGACAUUAUACUGAGGUAAAUUUCUUCUUAGGAACUUAAAUCCCACGCCAAAAACCAAGCAUCACCUGAGAUAUUUAACCUCUUGUGUCAUUAGUGUGUGGUCAGUUUUGUUUCUGGAGCCUCAGUUGAAUGCAUUGUGAGCUCUUGAGUAAAUGUAGUUGAUCACCUGCUCUAGCUUUGUCUGCAGCAUAAUUCUCCUGGGUGUCAACCCAUUUAGGAUCUCUACCCUUUAUUGCUUAUGUGCUUCUUUUGCUCAGAUUUCUUAUUUCUCUCUGUCUUGUUUCUGUAAAAUAGCCAUAGGGCAUCAUGUUCUGUGGCCUUCUGCUGAAGGUUUAACGUGCAUACUCCAAGGUUUUGUUGUUAUCAGGGACUUUGAGCAAUCUGUGAUUUAAUGAAAUUGCCUCUUCGCUGUAGUGCGUCUGUUGUUUGAAUGUUUGAGAAGCUGAGGUGAUGCUGUGCUUGAGUUCAGAGGAGGUGCUCCGUCAGCUUCCUAAUGCUGAAGGAAGGUCCUGUAAAUCAUUCAUCUCAACCCCACCCCUUGUGCAAUUCAAGUAAAGAGGAGCUGCUGUAGUGUAUGAUAACACUAGCAGUCAGUGCCAGGCCAUGAACUGUCCUCAGUGUGUGUACAAACAGCAGCCAUCUGACAGCUGUUGUGUUUGGCAGCCCGGUUCAUGGCCAAUCAAACACAUGCCCAUAUGCAUCAACCGCUGUGUCAACAAACCUCCUAUUCGAGCGCACGGACAGCCCUGAGAUCAGACUUCAUCUGCACAAAAAUCAUAAUUCAAAAUCCUCUUCAGCCCCCUCGUAAAUCUCACUGCCAUCUAUGCUUGCUCUGGCUUUCAUUACUGCGGCUGUCGCUAAUUUAUGGUCCAGGUCCAGUGCUGUCGGUUGUGACGAGCCUGUUUGCCAUACAUUACAGCAUCAUCAGCACCCAUGACCCACACAUGUAUUGCCACUGCAACCUCAGUAGCGAUCACUGUGAGCAAAGCAUCCCUUCCCUUAGAUAUGCUGCCUAGAUAAUAAAGUCUCAGGUGUGACUGAAAAGAGGGAUCUUCAUCUCGCAGGCUUCGAGAUGACACUUGGAAUGAUGUAUGACCUGAAAUGUACAAGUUGAUGCGUGUUACCAGGGGGAAAAAAAAAAACAACUUAAUAAAGUUCUUCAAAACA
Messenger RNA from Ictalurus punctatus (channel catfish), 3854 nucleotides. It is a transcript of the gene cerk, whose product is annotated as ceramide kinase. Lineage: Eukaryota; Metazoa; Chordata; Actinopteri; Siluriformes; Ictaluridae. The record is from RefSeq and is a predicted model, not a curated record. The coding region runs from base 201 to 1886 and encodes 561 amino acids. The transcript is spliced from 13 exons. Gene Ontology annotation, molecular function: kinase activity.